GAUUGUGUGCGCCACCACAGCCAGCUACGUUUUGUAUUUUUAGUAGAGACGGGUUUUACCGUGUUGGCCAGGCUGGUCUCGAACCCCUGACCUCAAGUGAUCCGGCAGCCUCGGCCUCCCCACGUGCUGGGAUUAUAGGCGUGAAUCACCACACCCAGUCGUUUAUACACAUUUAUCAAAACUCAUCGCAUCAUAAAUUGCAAGAGUAAAUUUUACUGUAUGUAAAUAUCUUAAUUUUUUAAAGGAAAAAAAAAGUCCAAAAUAAGUAGCUAUAAUUACCUUUUCCUUUUAGAAAAAGGCAUUCAUAUUUUCUGAGCAUGAGAGAACUACAGGCUCAUUGUAGACAUUUGGGAAAAUGUACAAAGGAUGUACAUUCAUCACGUGCAGAAAAGUAAUAUUUCCUUGCUGUGAGUUUUAUUGGCACAGAAUACACACAAAGCUGGGACCAUGCUAUGCAUUUUUAAAAUGAAAUCAUACAUUUUGCUUUGUGAAAUAUAUUGUGCAUAUUUUUCAUGUCAUUAAUUUUCAAAAUCAUGAUUUUAUGAAUCAAUAAUAUUCUAUGUUUAUUUAAGAGACAGAGUCUCCCUUUGUGGCCCAGGCUGGAGUGCAGUGGCGCAAAGGAAUCAUAGCUCACUGCAGCCUCAAACUCCUGGGCUCGAGUGAUCCUCAGUGGUGGGAUGAGAUCUAGACCCCUGAUAUUCAGUCUCAGAAAGUCAAUAAUUCCCUGCCUCAGCCUCCUGAGUAGCUGGGGCUGCAGGCCUGUGCCACCGCACCAGGUUCAAUGUAUAUUUUAUUUUUUCUUUUUUUUCUUUUUUUAAUGUAUAUUUUUUAGCAUUCCUUUGUUGUUAGAAAUUACAUUGUUUAUAUAAUUAUUAUUUGUCAAUUAAAAAUAAAAGAAAAAAUCAUACUGCUCCUAUUUUUUAUUUUGAGCAACUCUGAUAACAACAACAAAAAAAAGUUCAGUGGGGCCAACGCGUUUCCCUCCUGGAGUUUCCCGGUUCACCUGGUGGAGCGGGUCCUCCUUGGGCUGCAAUUCCCUCCUUCUUUUCAGUGUCUGCACGAAAGGUGGUUCCACAGGGUGAUCGGUGAUCUGGCUUAUUUGUUCCUUUGUGGGGGUAAGGGCUGGGCACCUCACUAUUUCCUGUAUUACCAGCUUGAAUUUACAUCGCGCUGUUAAUGUUUAAUCCUCUCCACAUCCACGCGGGGUAGUAAUUUGUUCCAGGUCACACAGCUUAUCAAUGGUGGACUAUUCAGGACUUAGAUCCCGGAUAUUCAGCCUCAGUAAACGUCUCCCCAGCUCCAGGGCGCUGCGUCAUCUGGCUUUAAAAAAACGUUUCUGGCCGGGCGCAGUAGCUCACGCCUGUCAUCCCAGCACUUUGGGAGGCCGAGGCGGGCGGAUCACGAGGUCAAGAGUUCGAGGCCAGCCUGGCCAACAUGGUGAAACCUCGUCUCCACUAAAAAUACAAAAAUUAGCUGGGCGUGGUGGCGGGCGCCUGUAAUCCCAGCUACUCGGGAGGCUGAGACAGGAGAAUUGCUUGAACCCGGGAGGCGGGGUUGCAGUGAGCCGAGAUCGCGCCAUUGCACUCCAGCCUGGGCAACAAGUAAGACUCCGUCUCAAAAAAAAAAAAAAAAAAAAAAAAGACGUUUCUCCCCAUAAGGAGGCUGCAGUCACCUCGAAAAGCUUCUGCGCAGAGCCGGGCGCACGGGGAAUUUCUAUCGAGUGGGCACUGUCCCGUCCUACGAAUGUCCUUGGCGACAUCGCCACUUGCCAGCUGGGAUCACGUCGCCCCCGUGGCCGGGGACACCCGCUGCCACUGACCGAGGGGGCCCCGGGAGCUGAGAGGUCGCCGCUGCGCUGCCCGCGGAGGCUGUGGGCUGUGGUUCGCGACGCCGCCGGGCUGACUUUCAUCCGGGCGUCCUGCUGGAGGCCAGACCCUACCCCAACCUCGGGGUCCUCAGUGCGGGGCGCGCCUUGGGGAGGGAAGAGGCCCCGCCAUCCUAUGGACGCGCUGAGGCCACGCGGGGCUGCCGGGAUACAGCGUUGCCCGGGAGACACCUGACGUGACAGGAACGCCGCCAGUCUCAGUCCGCCGUGAUCCCACAGUUCCCCGGUCCCGGAAGUGCCCUGGCCUCCCGGAAGUGCCGGAGCCGCUGACAGAGCGGCUGACGGAGCCGGGCUCACCAGGUCGCUGCCGCGAGGGAGUUGCUGUGCUGGCGCGUGGGUGGCGGCUGGAGGCCUGAGUUGGGCUCGCGGCGGGGGUCGGCAGGGGGCCGGGUGGCGGAAUGAUGGAGGAGGAGGAACUGGAGUUCGUGGAGGAGCUGGAAGCCGUGCUGCAGCUCACGCCCGAGGUGCAGCUGGCCAUCGAGCAGGUGUUUCCAAGCCAGGACCCUCUAGAUCGAGCAGAUUUCAAUGCUGUUGAAUAUAUCAAUACCCUGUUCCCAACCGAGCAAUCUCUGGCGAACAUAGACGAAGUCGUGAACAAAAUUAGGCUGAAAAUAAGGAGACUGGAUGACAAUAUUCGAACUGUUGUAAGAGGUCAGACGAACGUGGGGCAGGAUGGACGGCAAGCGCUUGAAGAGGCUCAGAAAGCUAUCCAACAACUCUUUGGCAAAAUCAAAGAUAUCAAAGACAAAGCUGAAAAAUCAGAGCAAAUGGUGAAAGAAAUCACCCGUGAUAUUAAGCAAUUAGAUCACGCCAAACGCCACCUGACCACCUCAAUCACCACACUGAACCACCUGCACAUGCUGGCAGGAGGCGUCGACUCCCUCGAAGCCAUGACCAGGCGAAGACAAUACGGAGAAGUUGCUAAUCUCCUUCAGGGUGUGAUGAAUGUCCUGGAGCACUUCCACAAGUAUAUGGGGAUUCCGCAGAUCCGGCAGCUUUCCGAAAGAGUGAAGGCUGCACAGACUGAGUUAGGACAGCAAAUCCUGGCAGAUUUUGAAGAAGCGUUUCCUUCCCAGGGCACCAAGAGACCAGGAGGACCCAGCAAUGUUCUACGAGAUGCAUGUCUGGUUGCUAAUAUUCUAGACCCCAGGAUCAAACAGGAAAUCAUCAAAAAGUUUAUUAAACAGCAUCUGUCAGAGUAUCUGGUACUUUUUCAAGAAAACCAAGAUGUUGCCUGGCUGGACAAAAUCGACAGACGCUACGCCUGGAUAAAACGCCAGCUUGUGGACUAUGAGGAGAAAUACGGCCGCAUGUUUCCACGUGAGUGGUGCAUGGCUGAGAGGAUUGCGGUGGAGUUUUGCCAUGUGACAAGGGCAGAACUUGCCAAGAUUAUGCGUACCAGAGCGAAGGAAAUUGAAGUGAAAUUGCUUCUUUUUGCUAUUCAAAGAACAACUAACUUUGAGGGGUUUCUUGCAAAACGCUUCUCCGGCUGCACCCUGACCGAUGGGACCCUGAAAAAGCUUGAGUCUCCACCCCCAUCUACCAAUCCCUUCCUGGAAGAUGAGCCAACACCAGAGAUGGAGGAACUGGCAACGGAGAAAGGAGAUUUAGAUCAACCAAAGAAGCCUAAAGCCCCAGACAAUCCAUUUCAUGGCAUUGUUUCCAAGUGUUUUGAGCCUCAUCUCUACGUGUAUAUCGAAUCCCAAGACAAGAACCUCGGAGAGCUGAUAGAUCGGUUUGUGGCUGAUUUCAAAGCCCAGGGGCCACCUAAGCCCAACACUGAUGAAGGGGGUGCCGUGCUCCCCAGCUGCGCCGACCUCUUUGUCUACUACAAGAAGUGCAUGGUGCAAUGCUCUCAGCUCAGUACUGGGGAGCCCAUGAUCGCCCUGACCACCAUUUUCCAGAAGUACCUCCGAGAAUACGCCUGGAAAAUCCUCUCUGGCAACCUGCCCAAAACCACAACCAGCAGUGGAGGGCUGACCAUCAGCAGCCUCCUCAAGGAAAAGGAGGGCUCAGAAGUAGCCAAGUUCACUCUGGAGGAGCUCUGCCUCAUCUGUAACAUCCUGAGCACGGCAGAGUACUGUCUGGCCACCACCCAGCAGCUAGAAGAAAAACUCAAAGAAAAAGUGGAUGUAAGUCUGAUUGAACGAAUCAAUCUGACUGGAGAGAUGGACACGUUCAGCACCGUCAUCUCCAGCAGUAUUCAGCUGCUGGUUCAGGAUCUGGAUGCUGCCUGUGAUCCUGCCCUGACUGCCAUGAGCAAGAUGCAGUGGCAGAACGUGGAGCACGUUGGUGACCAGAGCCCCUACGUCACCUCUGUCAUUCUGCACAUCAAGCAGAACGUCCCCAUCAUCCGUGACAACCUGGCUUCCACACGCAAGUACUUCACUCAGUUCUGCGUUAAAUUUGCAAACUCCUUCAUUCCCAAAUUCAUCACCCACCUCUUCAAGUGCAAGCCAAUUAGCAUGGUGGGAGCAGAACAGCUGCUGCUGGACACCCACUCGCUGAAGAUGGUCCUGCUCGAUCUCCCCUCCAUCGGCUCGCAGGUGGUGAGGAAGGCACCCGCCAGCUACACCAAGAUCGUUGUCAAAGGCAUGACCCGGGCUGAGAUGAUCCUCAAGGUAGUGAUGGCCCCUCAUGAACCGUUGGUGGUGUUUGUUGACAACUACAUCAAACUUCUCACAGACUGCAACACAGAAACCUUUCAGAAGAUACUGGACAUGAAGGGGCUGAAGAGGAGUGAGCAGAGCAGCAUGCUGGAACUCCUGCGCCAGCGGCUCCCCGCACCGCCCUCGGGGGCAGAAAGCUCCGGCUCACUGUCCCUGAUGGCGCCAACACCAGAGCAAGAGUCGUCACGCAUCCGCAAGCUCGAGAAACUCAUUAAAAAGAGACUGUAGCAGCAGCAAGGGGCCCUUUGCUCCUGGCUGGAGACCCUCAGCGCCCGUUCCCCAGAAGCCCCCGACCUCUCCUAUGCUCCCCGGCACUCUCACAUCGUCGGUCUUCAAACUUCCUGGGAUAUGUGGGUUGUUACUGAGUCUCUCCCAUGCCCUGUCUUACUUCCUGCCCUAAUCAGAGAUGCUGAAUAAGGGCUGGGCUCUAAGAGGGCGAUUUAGGUGAUCUCUGGUUCGUGAAGCAGAGGCAGCAGUGGAGGAUAGGUCCCUGAGCUGCCCUUGACUCAUGUAGCCUCCCCAUGGCAGUCACACCCUCUGACACGUGGGCCCCACCCGUCCAGGCAACUUGAACAAGGAAGCCUGGAUCUCACUCCUCCCUCCCUCUGUGGCUGGUUGAGGUUUUCCCUUCAGCCAGAGCUGAGUUUCCUCUCCCAUCUCUGGGUUUGGCCCUCGGGCCUGAGUUAAUGAAGUGGCAGAUUACAGGUUCUUUAUGGAGGCAGUGGAACCAGGCGUAUUCUCAUGGAAAUCCCAGUUUCCUGGCCCAUAUUUUGUUCCUGGUACUUGUCAUGACCUUACUUGACCAAGUUAUCCCUGUGUUCUCGCCAUUUCUCAGUUGUCUCCAAAGGCGAGAUGUCCUCUGUGUCUGUCACCCAGGAAGGUCAUAUUUGCCAGGCCUUCAAGCAGGUAUCCUGUCUGCCCUGGUGCUGCUGACCUGGGUAUGGGCAGACCCAGAUCUGACAGAGGGCUCUGCCUGGCACACUCGCAAGGUUGUGUGAGCAGAUUCUUUCCUUUUUUUUUUUUGAGACGGAGUCUCGCUCUGUCACCCAGGCUGGAGUGCAGUGGCGCGAUCUCGGCUCACUGCAACCUCCGCCUCCCAGGUUCAAGCAAUUCUCCUGCCUCAGCCUCCUGAGUAUUGGAUUACAGGCGUGAGCCACCGAGCCCAGCCCCUUCCUCCAUUUCUUUACUCCUACCCUGCUCCUGGCUUCUAGGGAAGGGAAACCAGGAAGUUCACUUGGAAGACGUUUCCUAGGUUUUCUCAUCAGAUGAAGCCACGGGAACGCCCAGGAAGUCUAUACUCUCAAACCCCUUUCUGCCCACUCACCUUCAGGUCCACAGCACUUUCCAGCGUCAUCUGAAAUAGCAAAGGUGAUGUGCAGCGUCCCAGUGAUGUGUUCCUGUGUUAUGAGAAGGAGUCUAGGGUUCUGGAUGCCUCAGGAACAGAAUAUGGACCUUAAAGACCAGGCUGAGAGCCUGGCCUGGCACGCAGCCUGCCCGUCCCCCCACCCUUCCUGUCCACCACGGGCUCUCUGCAGCAGGGCUUGCCGAAGAGACUGCUCCCAGCCUCUCAUGUCAUCCUGCAUCCAGAGAACGGCAGCAUAUCAGGCCGUUACCCUGAUUCACUCGGUUCCCUUGAAACCAGGACAGCUACAGGCAAACCGCUGCUGUUGCUGCCUGCUUUUGCUGAAGAAUGAUAUCUUGCCAGGCACAGCGGCUCAUGCCUGUAGUCGCAACACUUUGGGAGACCAAGGCAGGAGGAUCACUCGACUCCAGGAGUUUGAGACCAGCCUGGGCAACAUACAGAUGUCUACAAAAAUAAAAAUUUGCAAGGUGUGGUGGCAUGCACCUGUAGUCCCAACUGCUAGGGAGGCUGAGGUGGGCAGAUUGCUUGAGCUCAGGAGUUUGAGACCAGUCUGGGCAACCUGGCGAAACCAAAAAUACAAAAAAUUGGCUGGGUGUGGUGGCUCAUGCCUGUAAUCACAGCACUUUGGGAGGCUGAGGCAGGUGGAUCACCUGAGGUCAGGAAUUCGAGACCAGCCUGGCCAACAUGGCGAAACCCUGUCUCAACUAAAAAUAAAAAAAUUAGCCGGGUGUCAUGGUGAGUGCCUGUAAUCCCAGCUACUGGGGAGGCUGAGACAGGAGAAUCACUUAAACCCGGGAGGUGGAGGCUGCAGUGAGCCAAGAUUUCACCACUGCACUCCAGCCUGGGUGACAGAGCAAGACCCUGUCUCAAAAAGUUUUCAGGACAGAGGAAAUUUCCUUAAAAUCCAUAAAACUUAUAACAGCUGUACAGUCGGAAUAAGGUUUGAAAAUCUGCCUGGAAACCUGAUUUCCUCAUCCCCACCUUGUUUCCCAACAUAACCACUGCUCUGUGCCCCUGCCCUCUCUGCCAGGCUUUCUCCCCGAUGCCGUCCAGCUCUGAUCCUGAGCGUCAUUUCUACAUCGGCUUCCAGGCUGUCCUUGCUAGCUGGUUUGACUCUCACGCAUCAAGCGUCUCAAAUUUGAGAAUGCGGAGGAGAAAAGAAGUGUUGCGAGAAGGAGGUGCGGCCUUUAGUUGAGGUCUAUUAGGAAAAGAUUCCAAAUAAGACAAGGGCGGGGGGUGGCAGUUGGGAGAGCCCCCAGGAAGCCCUGUAGAUGCCCCCAUCCCAGCCCAGGGGAUUGCUAUGGUUAAGCAGCCUGAGCCGUACAGUUGAAAAGGGGCGGUGGGGCCCAUCUCCAAAUAGCACAGCCAGUUCAGCCAUCUGUCCUCAACCCAGGAGAGCUGGGAAAGCCAGUGGACUCCUGCACCUGGUUCUUGUCACUCCUGGCGUUUGUGUACAGAUCACCACUUCUCUUUUUGGUUCGUUGUUGAGGAGUCGUUUUCCGGACGGCUCCAUCACAGCAUUGAGCUAUCAAGCUGCUGUUUUCCACAGUUGGUGGUCACAGCCAGGGAAGUUGCUGUCUUGAUUUGUUACAUUGUCAGUAAUCCCCAAGGAGCCAAUGGAUGUCAGUAGGAGUUUCUGUUAAAUGUCUCCUUGAUGGGGACUGAGUACUGUGUAAAGACGCUGUGUUUCUCUUCUGGGGGUGUGCAUCAGAACCACUGGGGCCUUUUAAAAAAUACAGAUGCCGGCCGGGCGCCGCGGCUCACGCCUGGAAUCCCAGCACUUGGGAGGCUGAGGCGGGCGGAUCACAAGCUCAGGAAAUUGAGACCAUCCUUGCCAAUAUGGUGAAACCCCAUCUCUACAAAAAAUACAAAAAUUACCAGGGUGUGUGGCGUGCACACCUCCCAGCUACUUGGGAGGCUGAGGCAGGAGAAUCGCUUGAACCUGGGAGGCAAAGAUUGCAGUGAGCCGGGAUCACGCCACUGCAGCCUGGCGACAGAGUGAGACUCUAUCUCAAAACAAACAAACAAACAAGAAAACAGAUGCCCGGAGAUUUUGAGUCAGUAAGUUUGGAUGGGGCCUGGCAUACAGGUUUAAAAGUUCCAUAGGUAGUUAUAACGUUUACACCUUGUUAAGAACCAUUGCAACAGAGAGAUUUGCUUUAUGGAAGGGCUCCUGCCACACAUUUUCAUACGUGUCUAUUUUUCUGACUCUAAGCUAAAAGUGCGCCGACACUACACUUGAGCUGGUGCCAACGUGGUGAAGAUUCUCCACUGAUAACAGCUUUCAUUUUAAACUUGUGUUGGGUCAGGCGCGGUGGCUCAUUCCUGUAAUCCCAGCACUUUGGGAGGCCGAGGUGGGCGGAUCACAUGAGGUCAGGAGUUUGAGACCAGCCUGGCCAACAUGGCAAAAUCCCAUCUCUACUAAACAUACAAAAAAAAAAGCAGGCAGGUGGCGGGUGCCUGUAAUCCCAGCUACUUGGGAGGCUGAGGCAGGGGAAUCAGUUGAAUCCGGGAGGCGGAGGUUGCAGUGAGCCGCGGUCCCGCCACUGCACUCCAGCCUGGGAGACAGAGUGAGACUCAGUAAAAAAAAAAAAAAACUUGUGGUGGUGGUGGGGACCAUGACCAGAAUUGGGCUCUCUCCAUGCUGAUAAGGACUAUUCCUGUUUUGAUGACCAACCCCCAAGCAGAAGCUUUAUUUAUUAACAUCACUUCAAAAAUAACGUAUCAAAGGGGCACCCUAGGCCGGGUACUGUGGCAUCACACCUGUAAUGCUAGUGCUUUGAGAGGCUGAGGUGGGAAGACUGCUUGAGCCCCGGACUUCAACACAAGCCUGGGCAACAGAGUGAGACCCCAUCUCUAUUAAAAAAUAGGCCGGGCAUGGUGGCUCACACCUGUAAUCCCAGCACUUUGGGAGGCCAAGGCAGGUGGAUCAUGUGAGGUCAGGAGUUCGAAACCAGCCUGGCCGACAUGGCGAAACCCUGUCUUUACUAAAAAUACAAAAUUAGCCAGGCGUGGUGGUGGGCGCCUGUAAUCCCAGCUACUCAGGAGGCUGAGGCAGGAGGAUCGCUUGAACCCAGGAGGCAGAGGCUGCAGUGGGCCGAGAUCAUGCCAUUGCACUCCUGCCUGGGUGACGGAGCAAGACUCUCUAAAAAAUAAUAAUGUAAAAGGAGUACCUGUGGAUGAAAGCAGCAGCUAAGAGCUCUGUGAUUCAGCUAAACCUAGAUACUGUGCCCAUUCCUUCCCCUCAGUCCAUUUUCUCUAGCCCCUUUAAAAAACAAAAAACAACUUUGAAGUCACUUUGGGUUUAAAAUAAAUAGUGGUAAUUUGUAUAACCAAUAAAGAGUUCACUCUGCUCUUACUGAGGGGACUUGUCUGAAAGCUGGCUUAGCGGUGUCCAGGCCAGAGAACAUCGUGUGUGGACUCUUAACAAUGAAACAGGAGCCGCAGUGGACAAGGUGUUCUGAUCUCCAAACCCAGCUCAGGGAUUGAAGCUGACUACCGCCACUCCUUCCUCUCUCAAAGAACAAAGAGCCAGUACCCAGGGCUCUGCCCACCCCCAAGAAGGGGUGCCUGAUUUCAUAUGUCUAGGGUGGCUCCUCUGUGCAGAUCAGACAGGACUGAGAGCAGACAAGCUGAGACCAGCAUGACCAGUACAGGGCACGCAGAGCGUGGGGGCAGGUCGGAGGCUGCUGCUCGAUGCAGGGUAUGACACCAACCCUUCCUGAAUUGCCAUCGGAUGAGGAGACCUGGUUCCCUGUUGAAAGAAUGCGAGGGGAAAUGCUGCAUAUGCACAGCUGGAAAUGGGGUUCCUUCCCUAGGAAGAGCACUCAGAAUAACCUGCUGGAAAUGGGAUUCCUUCGCUAGGAAGAGCACUCAGAAUAACCUGCUUGAAAUGGGAUUCCUUCCCUAGGAAGAGCACUCGGAAUAACCUGCCGGAAAUGGGAUUCCUUUGCUAGGAAGAGCACUCAGAAUAACCUGCUGGAAAUGGGAUUCCUUCACUAGGAAGAGCACUCAGAAUAACCUGCUGGAAAUGGGAUUCCUUCGCUAGGAAGAGCACUCGGAAUAACCUGCUGGAAAUGGGAUUCCUUCGCUAGGAAGAGCACUCGGAAUAACCUGCUGGAAAUGGGGUUCCUUCCCUAGGAAGAGCACUCGGAAUAACCUGCUGGAAAUGGGAUUCCUUCUCUAGGAAGAGCACUCGGAAUAACCUGCUGGAAAUGGGAUUCCUUCACUAGGAAGAGCACUCGGAAUAACCUGCUGGAAAUGGGAUUCCUUCGCUAGGAAGAGCACUCGGAAUAACCUGCUGGAAAUGGGAUUCCUUCCCUAGGAAGAGCACUCGGAAUAACCUGCUGGAAAUGGGGUUCCUUCCCUAGGAAGAGCACUCGGAAUAACCUGCUGGAAAUGGGAUUCCUUCCCUAGGAAGAGCACUCGGAAUAACCUGCUGGAAAUGGGAUUCCUUCUCUAGGAAGAGCACUCGGAAUAACCUGCUGGAAAUGGGAUUCCUUCACUAGGAAGAGCACUCGGAAUAACCUGCUGGAAAUGGGAUUCCUUCGCUAGGAAGAGCACUCGGAAUAACCUGCUGGAAAUGGGAUUCCUUCCCUAGGAAGAGCACUCGGAAUAACCUGCUGGAAAUGGGGUUCCUUCCCUAGGAAGAGCACUCGGAAUAACCUGCUGGAAAUGGGAUUCCUUCCCUAGGAAGAGCACUCGGAAUAACCUGCUGGAAAUGGGGUUCCUUCCCUAGGAAGAGCACUCGGAAUAACCUGCUGGAAAUGGGAUUCCUUCCCUAGGAAGAGCACUCGGAAUAACCUGCUGGAAAUGGUAUUCCUUCGCUAGGAAGAGCACUCGGAAUAACCUGCUGGAAAUGGGGUUCCUUCCCUAGGAAGAGCACUCGGAAUAACCUGCUGGAAAUGGGAUUCGUUCUCUAGGAAGAGCACUCGGAAUAACCUGCUGGAAAUGGGGUUCCUUCCCUAGGAAGAGCACUCGGAAUAACCUGCUGGAAAUGGGGUUCCUUCCCUAGAAAGAGCACUCGGAAUAACCUGCUGGAAAUGGGAUUCCUUCCCUAGGAAGAGCACUCCGAAUAACCUGCUGGAAAUGGGAUUCCUUCCCUAGGAAGAGCACUCAGAAUAACCUGCUGGAAAUGGGGUUCCUUCCCUAGGAAGAGCACUCGGAAUAACCUGCUGGAAAUGGGGUUCCUUCCCUAGGAAGAGCACUUGGAAUAACCUGCUGGAAAUGGGAUUCCUUCGCUAGGAAGAGCACUCGGAAUAACCUGCUGGAAAUGGGAUUCCUUCUCUAGGAAGAGCACUCGGAAUAACCUGCUGGAAAUGGGAUUCCUUCGCUAGGAAGAGCACUCGGAAUAACCUGCUGGAAAUGGGAUUCCUUCGCUAGGAAGAGCACUCGGAAUAACCUGCUGGAAAUGGGAUUCCUUCGCUAGGAAGAGCACUCGGAAUAACCUGCUGGAAAUGGGAUUCCUUCCCUAGGAAGAGCACUCAGAAUAACCUGCUGGAAAUGGGAUUCCUUCCCUAGAAAGAGCACUCGGAAUAACCUGCUACAACCUGCCUGCUUGAGGGUGACUGGGAUUCCUCCCGUAGGAAGAGCACUCGGAAUAACCUGCUGGAAACGGGAUUCCUUCCCUAGGAAGAGCACUCAGAAUAACCUGCCACAACCUGCCUGCUUGAGGGUGACUGGGAUUCCUUCCCUAGGAAGAGCACUCGGAAUAACCUGCUGGAAACGGGAUUCCUUCCCUAGGAAGAGCACUCAGAACAACCUGCCUGCUUGAGGGUGACAGCAAGUGUCUCACACUUCUCGUCUACUCCAAGUCAGAUUCCUAAAAAUAAAAUAGAGCUGCAAUGGGCAAUUUAAGCAAAAGCCUUAGAAACAUGGACACCUGAAAUGCUGGCCUACAUGAAGGGUACGAUGACAUUUUAUAUGUUAAGUAAAAAUUCCCAGUCCUGUUUUAGUAUUCAUCAGAAUAGCCUCUUGGACCCUCGAAGUUCUACACCUUUGGGAGAUAUAAAUUUCCUUAAAAUAAAGGGAUUGCUUCUUUGUGUAAAUAGCUUUCAUUUUCUCCAUCUGGAAGUGAUUUCUGCCUGCAUGUUGGAGCACAAAAUACUGCAUUUAAUUAAAGCAUUACUGGAUGUCA
Molecule: messenger RNA, 12053 nt
Organism: Gorilla gorilla gorilla (western lowland gorilla)
Lineage: Eukaryota; Metazoa; Chordata; Mammalia; Primates; Hominidae
Gene: VPS53
Product: VPS53 subunit of GARP complex
Exons: 22
Coding region: 2284-4782 (832 amino acids)
Biological process (GO): retrograde transport, endosome to Golgi
Cellular component (GO): GARP complex
Source: RefSeq, a predicted model, not a curated record